This is a messenger RNA of Jatropha curcas, 969 nucleotides long. RefSeq lists its product as uncharacterized. Lineage: Eukaryota; Viridiplantae; Streptophyta; Magnoliopsida; Malpighiales; Euphorbiaceae. The record is from RefSeq and is a predicted model, not a curated record.
UGUUUUUUCUCUGUUUCUCCUUCUCCAUCUUUUCCUCUGUACUAUUACAAGAAAGGCAAAAGGAAGUAAAAUUAAGCUUAAGAAAACAGUCAGAAAUGGCAGCAGAUGUAAGUUCCAUUGUAAAGAGUGGCAAUUCUGAAAUUCUCAUCACCAGAGAUUUGCUUGGAGGCUUAUCUAAAGUUGGUUCUAGUAGUAAGGAUUUGGAUCUGGACUUAAAGACAGGAGCAUUGUAUACACAAAGGUACACGUGGAACUCUCCAAACUCACCGUCAUCAUCUUUUAAGAAAAAAAGCCAUAAACAGAAAGAACCAAAUGCUGCUACUCCACCAUUGAAAUUCUUGGAAGAGAGUUCUUGCUUAGAGUUAAAGCUUCUUCCUUCUUCAAGCCAAUCUUACUGCGAAAGUGUGUGUACUCUUGAUAAGGUCAAAUCUGCUCUACGAAGAGCAGAGAAAGAAGAAACUGUCAAGAAACGUUUCUCUUUCUCUCCUCCACCGUCGCAAAUCGAUGAACAAGAAGGCUCAUCUUCUAGUAAUGCAAAUGGAAUGUUUGCUGCUGGUUGCCCUGGUUGCUUGAUGUAUAUUAUGACAUUGAAGACAAACCCUAAAUGCCCUAAUUGCAAUUCUGCUGUUCCAUUAUUGCCAUUGAAGAAGCCAAGGAUUGACCUCAAUGCUUAAAUUUAUUUUUCUUUUUUUGUAAAAUUUUUACAAUUAUAUAUGGUUCAAUGUUAAUUAAUUGCCAAGUUGAUUUAAUAUUAUUGUUUUGUGAAUAAUAAAAUAAUAGGCUUUUUUUUUUUUUAAUUUGGGGGAUAAUUUUAGGAUAGGGGGACCAUGGUGAUUGCUUUGCGUGUGCACCUAACGGAAGAAAGUGUGCAUUUAGAUACUUUUGAAUGUAUAAUGAUAAUAGAUAGCCUGCAUGUGACUGAUAUUUCACUCGUUUUAAUAAUGGAGCAAUGCAUAAAUUUUCCUCAAA